Molecule: messenger RNA, 1449 nt
Organism: Fusarium vanettenii 77-13-4
Lineage: Eukaryota; Fungi; Ascomycota; Sordariomycetes; Hypocreales; Nectriaceae
Exons: 3
Coding region: 1-1449 (482 amino acids)
Biological process (GO): spermine transport; transmembrane transport; spermidine transport
Molecular function (GO): spermidine transmembrane transporter activity; spermine transmembrane transporter activity
Source: RefSeq, a predicted model, not a curated record
AUGCACGACGAUGAAGCUGGAUCCUGUCUGAAAGCCGAGCCCGGGUCGUCGGGGCAUAAUUUGUCGCCAACCGACCCCGAUAGUCCCAUGACCUGGUCAUUCCUGAAAAAAGUCUAUGUAUCUGCCGUUUCUUUCGCCUUUGUAUUUGUUGUCAUGUACGGAACAACGACAUAUACUGCCGCUGUCAACGCUGUCCCUGCCGCGUUUGGUGUAUCCCAACGUACUGCCCUCCUCGGCUUCACCAUGCCCUUUUAUGGCGUCUUCUUCGCACCCAUAUACACACCACAUCUCUCAGAAAGAUACGGACGUCGACCCAUCUACUUUACCAGCUUCCCUCUCUUCUCCCUUUGCGUCGUCGUCAUCGGUCUGGCCUCAAACAUUUCCACCUUGCUUGCCUUUCGUUUCCUCGCUGGACUUUUUGGUGGACCAUGCCUGGUUCUGAUCGAGGGGACAUUCGCCGAUGUCUGGCCUGCACACAAGACCGUGACAUAUUAUUCCUUCCUUACGCUUGCAUCGUAUUCGGGAGCCGCUCUAGGUCCACUCAUUGGCGGCUUCGUCUUUUCGGUCAAAGGUCCAGCUUGGCUGUCUUGGGUCACUCUGCUAUUUGCCAUGGCCGCAAUGGCAUUUGGUGCUUUCAUGCCUGAAACCUAUAACCGAGAAAUCUUGAGGACUCGCAUUCGCUACAACAAGAGCGGCAUCAAGUUGCCUUGUGCACAGAGCGGAGUCACCACUUCCGAGAUGGCGCACAUCACUUUCUUUACCCCCCUCAAGAUGCUCUUCACAGAGCCCUUGGUGAUUCUUAUCACCCUCUACCUUGGACUCAACUUUGGCGUACUGUUCCAAUGGUUCAUUUCAGUACCUGCCGCAUUAAAUGCAGCUUAUGGGUUCGACGUUAAGAAGGCCGGACUUGCCUUUCUCUCGGCCCUCAUCGGUGUUGUAUUCGCGCUGGUAUCGUCUAGCUCUCUGGAGGCUUUAUUCUCGAAACCAACAAAGCACGGCAUGGAGUCCAUCGAAAAGCGCCUCAUACCCGCAAUGGUUGGCUCGUUCUUUGUUGCCGGCUCUCUCUUCUGGGUUGCGUUCACUGCCAAACCCACAGUUCAUUACGUGGUCCCCAUCUGUGGCACAGCUUUCUAUGUCUGGGGUAAUGCCAUGGUUCUAAUCUCCUUCAUCUCCUACCUCUUCGACGCUUACCCUGCUGCUGGAACGCUGUCAGCACUUACAACAGCAGCUUGUUUCCGAGUUGCUUGCGCGGGUAUCGUUCCUCUCUUCAUUCUUGAUGUGCUGAAGGAUCUUGAUGGAGACUGGACGUUCAGCACCUUUGGCAUUCUCUCUGCCAUCAUGGGCACGUUCCCCUUCGUUCUCUAUUGGUUUGGUCUAUCGUGGCGCUCAAGGAGCAAAUAUAGUGGGGGCUACAUGUCUGCCUCGAUGACGGAAGAAAGCAUCAUGUGA